Molecule: messenger RNA, 1131 nt
Organism: Osmia bicornis bicornis
Lineage: Eukaryota; Metazoa; Arthropoda; Insecta; Hymenoptera; Megachilidae
Exons: 2
Coding region: 589-1131 (180 amino acids)
Source: RefSeq, a predicted model, not a curated record
UACAAGCGGCAUCACGGUAUAUCUCUGACGAGUUUAAGAGUAUUUUGGUGAAGCCUAGAACAGCGUGAUAGUUUCUCAACGACUCCUCGUUACCUCAGUGACCUCUUAAUUUGUCGGUAUACCUCAGCAACCGGUUCAACGCGAACUAACGAGAGAAAUUGUAAACUGGAAUCCUCGACGACGCCACGUGUCGUCACGCGAAUCUCGCGUACGUUGUUCUCGUCGGACGAACCGUUGUCUCGACCAAUUACGGGCUCCUCGAUCGAGACGGUCUCCUCGUCUACUUGUGAUCGGUUCUUGUUCGGUGUGCAUUUGUAUAAGUGAAAGGCCUCGUCUAACCUCCUGUACUUUGGGACCAUGUGUGAUAGGAUUCGCCCGAUGUAACGGCCUUCCUCGAACCUUGUGUUAUUUCUAAGUACGAUUUUAUAAUAAAAGUGACAAGUCAUAGACAACCUCGUGCAUCUUUUGGUGUUAUUUUUGUGUGUACGGACUCUUCCCGGCUCUCCUCACUCCCCUCGCUCCCCUCGAAACAUAAACAGAAACGAUUCGUGGGAGCAGUUUAGUAUUAGCAGCGAGUGUUAAACGACAAUGAAGUGGAGCGAGAACGAAACAGUCAAGUUUGUCGAGCUGUACAAGCAGCACGACUGUCUGUGGGAUAUUACAUCGCCCUCGUAUCGCAACAAUCAAAUGUGGUCGGGGGCAAUCGAAUUAUUGAUCCACGACAUGCAGAAGGAUGGUCUGGGUCCCGCGGAAACCAAACAUAAAAUAAAAGUCCUGCGUGUACAAUAUCAUAAUGAGAUGAGAAAGGUGGAGGCCUCCAUGAGGUCAGGCGCGGGGACCGAAGAAGUUUACAGACCGCGACUCUUGUGGAUCAGUACCAUGGAUGAAUUCAUGAGACCUACGCGAAGGAGGAGAGAAUCGCAGAGUACGCUGACAUAUCCAAAUUCGGUACCAUCACCGGCAUCGCGAUGCUCUACCGGCCUGCCAACGCCCGACAGCGCAGAUCCGUGCGAGGCUUGGACAGAGGAAACGCCGCCGAUGCAACCCGCGCCUUCUUUUGUCGGGAGUUCCAACCCCGGGAAAAGGAGGAAAAUGGGACAACUUACCGGAGCAAUGGACCAAUUGCAGUAG